AUGUUGAUCGCCAACAGUCUCAAGUUGACAGCAAUCAAGACAAAGACGUGCAAACGAAGCAGAAAGGUGCCGCCUCCCGUAGUGACGGACCUCCCUGCACGAUCGACGUCUGGGUCUGUUACAUCGACUCCACGCACCAAACCACGAACGCCCACUGACGAAGCAAAAAGGAAAGAUCGUAUCGGCAAACGAAUGGCCGCCAAUCUGAUCGCUGAACAAGUGUUGGGUAUACGGACGUACGGGAGCGCGAAGGAGUUCUGUAUUCGCUGGCAAGGAGUGGAAAAUCCCCUGUGGAUAGCACGUCGCAAAGCCCCUCCCCAAGCGAAAGAGCUCAUCGACGUGUACGCAACAGAAUUACGUCAGGCGGCGUUUUACACUGUCGACCAUAUCGUCAAUCACCGCCUGUUCAACAAGAAACGGGAGUAUCUUGUGCGGUGGGAACACUACGACGAGAGUGAAGACACGUGGGAGAAAGCUGAAAAAUUGCGUGCAGAUGUGCCGGAGAUCGUCCACACGUACGAGGAGCAACUGCACCGCAAUCGUGCUCGAACGGAAGCAUUUAAUUCCGCAAUGUCCGAGCUGACUCGCGACGCAGAGCCGAAGUCUUCAACAAAGAAACGGAAACAUGGGGAAUCUAGCCACGAGGAGAAGCGACUGCGCAUUGCUACGGACGAGGAGAACGAAAGAAAAGCUGUAGACGACGACAGUGCCAGCGAAAACGACUACCAGUUCGAGAUGGAAGAGGCAGAGCUGGACGAGUUUAGUGACGAAGAGUUCGCAGACAAGUUGAACAGUUGA
Molecule: messenger RNA, 798 nt
Organism: Phytophthora infestans T30-4
Lineage: Eukaryota; Oomycota; Peronosporomycetes; Peronosporales; Peronosporaceae
Product: chromodomain protein, putative
Exons: 4
Coding region: 1-798 (265 amino acids)
Biological process (GO): negative regulation of transcription by RNA polymerase II; chromatin organization
Cellular component (GO): pericentric heterochromatin
Molecular function (GO): chromatin binding
Source: RefSeq, a predicted model, not a curated record